This is a messenger RNA of Microstroma glucosiphilum, 1243 nucleotides long. RefSeq lists its product as hypothetical. The coding region runs from base 194 to 1108 and encodes 304 amino acids. The record is from RefSeq and is a predicted model, not a curated record. Lineage: Eukaryota; Fungi; Basidiomycota; Exobasidiomycetes; Microstromatales; Microstromataceae. The transcript is spliced from 2 exons.
CCUCGAUACCAGACCCCAGCAGCUGCAAUCCAUCUGUACAACAACCGUCACACUGGCGUCUAGAAUCAGUCAAGUACGGCUGCCUCGUUGCGUUCCUUCUCUACCCCUCCUUCACCACGCCGUACGACCUAUUCCUGGCCACUUUACAACACUCGCUCACACCACCUCCACUUGUCACCACUCUCGCACCAUCAUGUCCAGCUCGGAACCCACUGCCUCUGGCGGUGCCACCUCACAAACAACCUCGACACCAACGGUCCUCUCCUCUCCCCACCCUCAAGUGCGUUGCUUCUCCCGACCCUUCUCUCGCUUCGGCAUCCUCCCCGUCGGUGGUCGCUCAACAGCAAUCAAGCUUCAGCAGCCUCCCAACGAGAAUGCCGUAUGGGUCCUCGCCUCUACACCCUUGGACGAGCCGGUGAAGGAGUCACUCAAGGAGCUAGGAGGUGAAGUAAAAUGGAUCAUUGCAGCAGAUGCGGUACAUUCCAUGUUCACCGAAGAGUGGAGCAAGGCUUUUCCAGAAGCAAAGUGUAUUGGUGUGGAAGGUCUAGAUGCUAAACGGCCUAACAUUUCCUGGGCGGGAAUUUACGGGAAGGACCGAGAGGGGACAAUGUAUGGCUUUGAAGAGGAAAUUCAAGCACGUUAUUUCCCCACGUUUGCAAACAAGGACGUAGCAUUCCAUCAUGUCGCUUCGCGCUCAGCAAUCGUGGCGGAUCUUCUUUUCAAUCUUCCGGCAAAGGAGCAAUAUCUAGGCUCGCCAAGCAAGAGCCCUUCCUCCCCCGUACCCUUCCUCACGGGCAUGGCAACCAAAUUCAACCCCUUCCACGGGCUUCAUCAGACAUUCCUCUGGAACGCAGGCGCAGCAGCAGCCAUUCCAGAGGCGUGCGUGCCAGAAGGGGUAAAGUUGUCCACUCCUGGUGGCUCGACGGAGGAGAGGAGGGCUAGGUUCGCAAAGGACGCAGAGAUCUUUGCUGCUUGGGGAGCAGAGAGAGUCAUUCCUUGCCAUGGCGACGUCAUCGAAGGGAAAGGGAGGGAAGCUUGGUUGGCGGCGUGCAAGAAGUUCCUCAGCCCCGAGGGCAAGUCUCUUUUCGAGAAGACGGCCUCCUCAUAGAGUCAGCGAGCAAGCGCACUAGAUCCAAUAAGUGUUUGCGCUUGGUAGGCCAAGCUGUUUCUUUCUCCCUUGUGGUAACAAUCAAUGUCAUCCACCUUACGACUGACAUCCGCCAGACUAUACGCCGGAGAUCGG